CAGUGUUAACACUUUCUAACAUAUAGGUAAAUUCAACUCUAGUGGUAAUGACGUUAUAAACAGUGUCCUACUUCUUACUCACACUGCAGCCUGUGCGUUUAAAAGAAGGCAGACCUCAACGUACAGUAGCAUGUUGGGUAGGAAACAAAGAGGAGGAGCUAUUCCAAAUGAGACCUCCCCCUUUCACCCCCACCCCUCCUAUUGCUGAGCUCCCAAGCACAAAGAGGCAGCACAUGGCUGACUGAUUUUGAAACCACCCUCCAAUAGAAACUGAAGUGUUAUGGAGGCAGAGGACACAUGCGCUUGUGCAGUCCCGCCCCUGUCAUGUGCAGCAGAGAUACGGAAGUGGAAUCAGUGUUGCCAACUUGGCGACUUUCCAAAUCCUCUUAGCGACUUUUUUUGUCAAAAGCGACUAGCGACAAAUCUAACGACUUUUUCUGGUGUAACUGGAGACUUUUCUGGUGUUUUGGAGACUGACGUGAAAGCACGUAUCACUCUGCAUUUACUGUCCUCAACGUGCAGCAGGUGCCUCCGUGAGCCCCUCCUCCGUCCGAAAACUUUCACAGUAGCCUCGCGCAGCAGUUCCAGCUGCAGUCAGAGCAGAGACCCACUCCGCCCCGCGGCAAGACUACUAACGAAUCGCGCAUGCGCAAAGCCGCCGCUGAGCCCGGAUAAAAGAGGAGGAUUUUGUAUAUCGACAUCUUCUCACUCCUGUAUCCAUCAUGUCACUCCUGACUCACAUACUGGCGUGCCUGUUUGGAAUGGGCUCCUGGGUGGCCAUUAAUGGGAUGUGGGUGGAGCUUCCCCUGAUUGUAACAGCGAUCCCAGAGGGCUGGUACUUGCCCUCCUACCUGACAGUCCUCAUCCAGAUGGCCAACAUAGGCCCUCUCUUCAUCACCCUGAUGCAUCGCUUCCGCCCAGGGGUGUUGGAUGAGCGUCCUGUCAUCUACUGUAUUGUGGGGUUGGGGGUCAUUGCUACGUCUUUGCUGGCUUUCUUCUGGAGGCACAGGGUGACAGUAGGGGGCUCUCUGCACAGUGUGCCCCUGCUGGUAUUAAGCUUCCUGCUCUCUGUAGUAGACUGCACCUCCUCUGUUACCUUUCUGCCUUUCAUGAUGCGGCUACGUCCACAGUACCUCACGACAUACUUUGUAGGUGAAGGUCUCAGUGGGCUGGUGCCUGCACUGGUGGCUCUGAUACAAGGUGUUGGUGUAGCGCACUGUCAGAAUGCUACAUUGGCAGGUGCAGCCAACAACACAGCUGAUAAUUCCACUAUGGUUGCCAGUCCAGAGCUAAAAGCUGUCUACCAGCCAGCUAAAUUCUCUGCCCAAGUCUUCUUUGUGUUUCUCAGUGCUAUGAUGGCCGUGUGCCUGGUAGCUUUCAUCCUACUUAACCAUCACCCAGCUGUGGCUCGAGAGAGGAAGAAUGACUUGUACUUCAGUGGUGAUCUGGUCCCUGAGAAGAGAGAGCAAGGCCUGUCUUUGCAUGAGCAGACACCAGAGCAGAAGCCAAUGAUCAGUCCUCAGGAGUCAAGUGGCAGAGAACCCAGGAGCGCUUUUGGGAGGGGAACAUACAGCAAUCUUGAGGUGGUGUUCAUCUUUGUUGUGCUGGCUUGGGUUAAUGCUCUGACCAAUGCAGUGCUGCCCUCGGUGCAGUCCUACUCCUGUCUGCCUUAUGGGAACCAGGCCUACCAUCUAGCUGCCACUAUGGCAGCCCCAGUCGCUUGCUUCAUUGCCAUGUUUAUGCCUUUUAGGUCACCCAGCCUCAUGGGUUGCUUGACAAUGUUUGGGACUGGAUUUGGAGCCUACAUAAUGGCCAUGGCUGCUCUGAGUCCCUGCCCCCUUUUGGUCCAUAGUGCAUAUGGAACUGUAGUCAUAGUGCUGGUCUGGAUCCUGUUUGUACUGUCUCUGUCCUACGUCAAGGUCAUCAUUGGGUUGAUUCUGAGGGACGAGGGCUACAGUGCCCUGGUGUGGUGUGGAGCAGUAGUGCAGCUGGGUUCCAUGGUUGGUGCUAUAUCCAUGUUCCCGUUGGCCAGUAACUCUAGUCUGUUCAGAUCAGGUGAUCCUUGCAACACAACAUGUCCAAUGUAGACAAUAAACCUGUUUAAGUUAGACACUUCUAUAUAAAACGCUAAAAUGCAAACUGUACUUUUAUUGGCAGUGAACUUAUUGUGGUUACAUAUUCCAACUUGUUGAACGAGAACAAGAUGAUACAUGUGUAUUGUAUGCUUUGUGCAGAUAUCUGUAUUUAUUGACUUAUGGUGUGAGUUUUACAGGGAGCUGAAAGAAUGUCUACAUUGUCAGUGUCUCAGAUCACACAAGACCACUAAAUAGUGCACGUCUGUCUCAAUCCACAGGUCAAAGCCUUUUUACUUGAAUUGUUAAAACAAUGUGAAAGUAUUAGUGACAGAUGUUGCUUUUACAAGAACCUUCUGGUUUUAAAUGUGCCUUAAUUAAUAUUGGCCUGUAAAAUGUAUGCUCUGUUUUCUUUGGAUGAACAUAGUUGUUUAACAUGUUACUUGCUUUGCAUAUGGUACUGGAGUGGAAAACUGUUGAACAAUACCAAAUAAAACAUUUGCUUUCUAAAUAAGUGCCUUGCACUGCAGACCAUCUUAAACAUUCCCUUAAGCAAAUCCAGAUGGAGCAGGGUCAGUGACAGAUAUGGCAGGAGGGGGAGACAUCUAUUUUUCAGCCAGACGUUACAGGCAGUGUGUUCUGGAAAAGUGAAGUGAAAAAGAACAUUUUGUGCACCAAAGACAAAAAUACCAUCC
Messenger RNA from Monopterus albus (swamp eel), 2767 nucleotides. RefSeq names its product riboflavin transporter 2-like. Gene Ontology annotation, molecular function: riboflavin transmembrane transporter activity. Gene Ontology annotation, biological process: riboflavin transport. The transcript has 4 exons. The record is from RefSeq and is a predicted model, not a curated record. Lineage: Eukaryota; Metazoa; Chordata; Actinopteri; Synbranchiformes; Synbranchidae. Gene Ontology annotation, cellular component: plasma membrane. Bases 723 to 2087 code for a protein of 454 amino acids.